This is a messenger RNA of Colletotrichum orchidophilum, 1392 nucleotides long. RefSeq lists its product as uncharacterized. The record is from RefSeq and is a predicted model, not a curated record. Bases 1 to 1392 code for a protein of 463 amino acids. Lineage: Eukaryota; Fungi; Ascomycota; Sordariomycetes; Glomerellales; Glomerellaceae. The transcript has 3 exons.
AUGAUAUCGAGCAAGCCGUUUUUCAUGUUGGUCAGAGAGGUCCGGGUGUUGUACUGGAGUUGUCUGAGUUGCGUUGUGAUAUUGGUGGUUUUCUUUAGUUACAACUCGUUCCCGCACUUCGACAUCCACUCGAUUCAGUCUUCGGGAAAGAAGACCAGCACGCAAACGAAACCUGAGGAUUCGUCAAUUAAGAGUGGUGGAAGUAACGAGGAUGGGAUGUUUGACCAUGGUUCCAACAAGAAUGAGACGUUGGAUUCAGAGAGGUUAAAGGAACUGAAAUAUGCAAUCAUUCUCCCGACAUAUAGCGAUCACAUUCCGCUUGCGAUCGAAUUCUUACAGUCGUACAUGUGCCUUUGCACUGACCACUCGGAUAUCGACUUCCACGUUGUCGUGUCAGACUCGAACGAGGUCACAAUGUUCCAAGAUGCGAUGAAGAAGUUGAAAUCUUGCGGGCCAUCCUUUAGCAUUUUCCCAACACCUCCAAUGAACAUUAACGGGCCGAAACCGAACAUCAACAUAAUCAACUUUUUCGACAUCCUUCCCCCGGUCUUCCACUCCAUGACCACCGGCAAGAUAAUGGGCAAUGAUACCUCGGCGGUACUGAAAGAACGUGGAAAGUACCAGUACCAGACGAUCAAGAAGAUGGCGGCGGCGGCGGCGGUGGAUCUUGAUUACGACUAUGCACUAUGGCUUGACUCCGAGGCCAUUGCAGUACAACCCUUCAGCAUGCGCCAAACGUUUGACACCUACGUGAAGGCGCCCACAAUAUGGAGGUCGCAGAUGACGAAUGACGAUUUCAUGCGAAAAAUAAUUGGCAGUGCGGCCGAUGUGCUCGAUCGAUCCUUGGAUUCAUUUGGCUCCGACUUUUGGAACCUGGAGAGUAAUGAGUGGAUUUUUGAAAAGGCCGUCUUCAACGAUAUGGUUCAAUAUGUGGAAAAGGUUCACAAACAGGAUUUCUGGACGGCGUGGGUCACGCAUGGCGGACCAUUCGAGGUGAACCUAUACAACAUGCACAUCCAAGCACGAAAGUUGGAGACUACGGACCCUCUGUUCACCAAAUAUCGUAUCAUUGAAACUGAAAGAGAGAUGGCGAAGUUCGGCAUGAUUGACCCAGCAAAAGCCGUGAUCGACGCUAUAGUAGGACAUGGUCUACUGGAAGUUGGCUACAAGCUGUUGGCAGUCCCUGAAAUAGGACCGAAAUUUUCAUCCUUGUUGAACGAAUACGGCGAGCGGCUUCUCCGCUUCGAAGAUCUUGACGUCGGGCCACCAGAAGUUGUUGAUCGAUUUUUGUUGGACACACCGAUAUAUAUGUUGUGCUCGGGAGCUCCACCAUUGCAUAGUUGGUGGGAAAAGAGGAAGAAAAUAUUUGAGCCAGAGAUUGUUCAUGAAUAA